Messenger RNA from Saprolegnia parasitica CBS 223.65, 978 nucleotides. RefSeq lists its product as hypothetical. The record is from RefSeq and is a predicted model, not a curated record. Lineage: Eukaryota; Oomycota; Saprolegniomycetes; Saprolegniales; Saprolegniaceae. Bases 1 to 936 code for a protein of 311 amino acids. The transcript has a single exon.
AUGUACGUGACGCUCGUCGUGCUUUCGAUCGCGGUCUUGGCGUGCGUCUACAUCAUCGCAUCGAGAGGGUAUGCCGAGGGCAUGAACAUGCUCGAGCUCAGUCGCGUCGGUGGCAUCGUCUGGGUCGGUCGCCCGCUGCUCUUUCUGCGAUCGCUUACCGCCAUGGCCGUGCUCUGCACCGGGUCGCUGGACCUCCAAGUGGUUGGCAGUAUGAGCUACCUUCACUCGACCGACGUGCCGUGGUACAAGACGUGUCUUGCGGCGAGCGAAGUCUCUUGGCUUGUCGCGAUUGUCAACGACGUCUUGAUGAUCUGGACCAAAGAGCACACAGCGCUCUACGUGACGCCCAACGGGCUUCUCGUGACAGGCGUGACGGCGCUGCUGAGUACGUUGUCGCCCGUGACGCACACGGCGUCACUCGGCCACACGUGUGCGAUUGCUGAAGUCGACUUUCAGAUGGUGUGCAGUGGCGGCGAGGUCGUCAUUGGUGUCUGGGAACGCGUCGCGCUGCUCGUGCUGCUGGUCGGCGUUCUGAACGUCGUGACGUUUGGGCUCAUGCGCUGGCUCGUGCGCAAGCCGCCAAAGAACCGCGCCGAGUCGCUCUUGCUCUACGCUGGCGCCAAGUAUCUCUUUCUGAGCACCAAGUGGAUUUACAAAGACGUCUACUACCUCGACCGCGCGUCUGCUGCGCUCAACGGGCUCGUGUCCGUGCGCUACAACGGGAUCUAUUACGGCCUCGACAUCAAAACGUGGCGGACGUUUACGCUCACACGACCCAACGUGGCAGAGAUACCGUCGACGCACGCACUGUUUACGCCGGCGAUGUACGCACUGCCGUUGGACAACUUGUCUGCGGUUGACCAAGCGAUCAAGAAGAGCCAACUUGUGCAUGUAAAAUCCAAGGCAACCUCGGGCACAAGUCGAGGCGCCACAUAAGAGCCAACUCGUGCCUCAUUCGGUGAUUGUUGAUCGAGGAUC